Geosmithia morbida is the source of this 1116-nucleotide messenger RNA. RefSeq names its product replication factor C subunit 3/5. Gene Ontology annotation, molecular function: ATP hydrolysis activity; DNA binding; ATP binding. Lineage: Eukaryota; Fungi; Ascomycota; Sordariomycetes; Hypocreales; Bionectriaceae. The coding region runs from base 1 to 1116 and encodes 371 amino acids. The record is from RefSeq and is a predicted model, not a curated record. Gene Ontology annotation, cellular component: Elg1 RFC-like complex; nucleus; Ctf18 RFC-like complex. The transcript has 3 exons. Gene Ontology annotation, biological process: DNA repair; DNA-templated DNA replication.
AUGUCGGACAUCGAAGACGAGAUGGACAUUGACGCCCCCGCGGCCGACGUCACAUUCACCUCCGAGGUGAACAAGGGCAAGAGGAGCGCAGCCAACCUACCGGACAUCCUAGCCACCAUCAACAAGUUCGUCGAGUCCAACCGGCUCCCUCACCUCCUCCUCUACGGGCCCCCCGGCACGGGGAAGACGUCGACCAUCCUCGCCCUGGCCCGUCGCAUCUACGGGACGUCCAACAUGCGGCAGAUGGUCCUGGAGCUCAACGCCUCGGACGACCGAGGCAUAGACGUGGUGCGAGAGCAGAUCAAGACUUUUGCCAGCACCAGGCAAAUCUUCAACAUGGGUGGCGGCGGCAUCUCCUCCUCUUCUUCCGCUCCGGGAGGCGGGAAUGUGGCGGGAUACAAGCUCAUCAUCCUGGACGAGGCCGACGCCAUGACCAACACGGCACAGAUGGCACUCCGUCGCAUCAUGGAAAAGUACACUGUCAACACGCGGUUCUGCAUCAUCGCGAACUACGCACACAAGCUCAGCCCCGCGCUGCUCAGCCGCUGCACGAGGUUCCGCUUCAGCCCGCUCAAGGAGGCGGACAUACGCGUCCUAGUCGAGAAGGUGGUCGAGGAGGAGUCGGUCAGGAUCGGAGCCGAGGCCGUCGACGCCCUCGUCAAGUUGAGUAAUGGUGAUAUGAGACGGGCUUUGAAUGUUUUGCAGGCUUGUCAUGCUUCCAGUACCCCCCUACGACCGAGAGACGCCCCCAAGAUCCCCGAAAGCGAGAUCGAACGCGAGAUCAUCACGACGGAGUCCAUAUACAACUGCAUCGCUGCGGCCCCGCCCGACGCCAUCAAGGAAAUCAUGUCUGUCCUGCUCAAGACGUCGGACGUGACCAGCUGCCUCACCACCAUAAACGCCCUCAAGGUGUCGAGGGGUCUGGCCCUGGCCGACAUCAUCACCGCCCUGGCCGAGGAGCUAUCCCGCCUAGAGGUCAAGCCCGAGGUCAUGAUAUCGUGGCUUGAUGGGCUGGCAGAGGUCGAGCACCGCGUUGCCGGUGGCGGUAGCGAGGUGGUGCAGACGGGUGCCGUUGUGGGAGUUGUCAGGCGAGGUGUUGAGCUGAUGGGACAAUGA